Xyrichtys novacula (pearly razorfish) is the source of this 10678-nucleotide messenger RNA. NCBI's taxonomy places the organism in Eukaryota, Metazoa, Chordata, Actinopteri, Labriformes, Labridae. The record is from the annotation of a GenBank genome assembly.
CUCAGAAGAACUCUCUGGAUUUCUGCCUGAUUUUUACACAGUUUAGUUUAUUACAAACAGAGUUUGAGACGUAGCUUUAAUACAAGAUACUUUCACACGUUAAAAAUAACUUAAAAUUAUUUUUUCAAUCGUAAUCCUGCGUGAUCUGGUUUAUUACUGCGUCGGUUCAGACACAGUUAGAUUUUCUACGUCACAAACCCAAGCUCCGCCCCGACGCCCCGCUCUACAGGCGGACUCUAAGAAGUAAAGAGGACGAUCAGAGAACAAGCGUGUUUGUUUGUUAGCGGGUUAAAAUGAUGGUAAGAAAGUUAAUUAUGAUUUCAACUUUAAUCACGUCCACAAAGACGUCAGUGUCCCUGAGCUAAAAUAACCUGAUGUUACCUGCUUCUUCUACGACAUCGGUAAUGUUCGGCUACCUGCUAACAUGAAGAGGUGUGGUCAGAGCAGCGCUGACUCCGCCCACAACUCAGAGGUGAAUUACUAAUGAGCUGCUGGAGCUCUGCAGAAGAAAAGACCUUAAUAAUGACAAAGGAGACGAGAUUUUGGCGAAAAACUUUAUAAUCAUAAUUAAAGACCACACACACACACAGUUAUGAUUGGGACUUAAAUCAGAUUUUUAAUGAAAUAAUCUUUUAUGAACUAAAUUUUCAAAACAGUUUUUAAGAGGAUAUUUUUAUUAUUUUGGUUAAACCUGUUUAAGAAAAACCUUUAGAGAAUUUUUUUAAUUAACUACAUUUUUUAUGUUUUAAAUAAACCAGUUUUAAAUCAAAUAUGAUUUUUUUAGUAUAAUAUUGAUCCUGUUUUAAAUGAGAUGUUUUUAUUAUGAUUCUUAUUUUAGCUAAUCCACCUUUUAAAAUUAAAUCUCGUUUUUUUUCCUUUUGUUCUCAGUUUUUUCGUUUUUUGUCGUUUUUUUCUCGGUUUUUACCUUUUUCCGUAUUUUUUACUUAAUUUUCGUUCAUUUUAAUUUUUGUCGUUUUUUUUAUAUGUCUUUUUUUUCAUUUUUGUCGUUUUUUGUCGUGUUUUUCCGUCUGUUUCCGCCUCUCUCUCUCCUCUGUUUUUAUCCCGGAAAUCCUCCUGCCGCCGUGACGUCACAGCUCUUCCGGUCUCCACCCGUUGUUCGCAGCCAUGAUGGUGAGUUUCUCUCUUUUCUCUCCUUUUCCCGUCCUCUCGGUUCGGUACCGGACUCCGGGGCUCCGCCGGGGUUCUGGGGUUUCCCCGGGGCCCCGGAGGUCCGUGUUCUGGUCCGUGUUUGCGGUGUUUCCGGUGGACUAACGGCUCUGUCUGUGUCCCCGCAGCAGGAAGGACUGGACGACGGACCCGACUUCCUCUCCGAGGAGGACCGGGGGGUGAGAGAGAGAGAGAGAGAGAGUGAGAGAGAGAGAGAGAGAGAGAGAGGCUGUGUGUUUACCUGAGAGACUGCUGCACACCUGUCCGUGUGUGUGUGUGUGUGUGUGUGUGUGUGUGUGUGUGUGUGUGUGUGUUGUCCAGCUGUUAGCAUCAGCUGUGAUAGCUAACAUUAGCCUCAUGCUAACGGGUUCAGGGUGAGUCCCGGUUCCGGUCCCGGUGGUUAAACCGGUCCUCCAGGUCUGGACCCGGACUCAGCUGCAGGCCGUUAGCUCCACAGGCUAACAGGGUUAGCAUCAGAGAGAGGAGGUUCCGAUUCUGAACGAGUGUGUGUGUGAUUAAUGUUCUGGACUGUCAGGCUGUCACAUGACUGUCACACUCACACACACACACACUCACACUCUCACACACACACACACACACACACACACACAUACACUCUGAUGUUGUUGUAGUUCAGAGUAAAUCAGACAGAGUGAGACCUCUCUGUUUCUCUGAUAAUCUCAGAUUUAAACCUGAAGUCAAACUAAAAACACGUCAGAGCAGGUUAAAGGGGGAGGAGCCACAGAAAAACUCUUCUAAUAUCAGUCAAUAGUUAUUAGUUAUUGAUUAUUUGGUAAUAUAUCGAUAUCUCUGUGUUCUCUUCUGUCUGUGUCAUCAACAUUUGAACAUUUUUGAGCGGUCCGCUCUUUCUGACUGUAAACAAAGCCGUUCUCCACCUCCUCUAACCUGAUUGGUUGUGAGGCAGACGCUGCUCCCCCGUGUCGUUCAGGAGCCCAAACAAAGUUAGCGUGCUACAAUAUCGGACAGUAGAAACCAACCAGAAAGUUCGGAAAAUUGUCUGAAUCCUCCUUUGGCCACGACUGCCGACACAAGCAAGAAAACAAAGUAAAUACCGGAGACUCUGGAGGAAUAACGGGCGCUUAAAAAUAUCUGAAUUUAACUGGAACGAUACGAGCGAGCAGGAGCGUCUGUUUGUGGGCGGGGCUUAAGAGAGGGAGGGGAGGAGCUGAGGGGAAAACUGGUUGGAGGGGUAGAUUUACAUUCAAGGUUUCUCCUAAAAACUGGAACUAACUCAGAUCCUGAACUACAACAGCUUUAACGGAGCCUGAGGAGGACAAACAAGAAAACCGUUUGUAGAGAAACUCUCUGAGGAAGUUUCUUCAAGAAGUCAAAGAUGAAGAACAAAAACAGAUCAUGUUUUAUUUCUCCACAUGUUAAAACUCUUGGUGGUUCUGGUCCAGCUGCCUCUUAGGGGUCUGAUUCUGGCCCCUCCAGACUGUCAGCUGCAGAUGAGACGAUCAGAGAGGUCCUGGUCAUGUGGAGGUCACAUGACCGUCAGGAGUCUGGUCUCUGUUGGAGGAGGGAGGACCACAUGAGAAACUGUUGGACUUCACGGCUCAGAUAAAAACAGGAACAGCUCAGCGUUUCACAGAACCGGGUCCUGAAUGUUCUGUCAGACCGUGGAGACCAGUCUGAGGAGGAUUCAGGUCCUCCUGAAGUCCUCCUGAAGUCCUCCUGAAGUCCUCCUGGUGUCAGAGGAAAACAGAAGAAUAGAAAACGAAAGAAGAGAAACGAUCCAAAGUCUCUAAAUGAGAAUUUAAAACAGACAUCAGCUGAUGGAGGACAGAGAGACAGAGAGGUCAGAGGUCAGGAGUGUGACUCUGAGACAGAGACAGGUUCGGUGUCUGUUCUUCAGUUGGAGUGGUGCAUUCUGGGAUAUGUGGUUUCUGUGUUUCUUUCUUAGCCGAGGGCCGUGAAUGUGGAUCUGCAGACGGACGCCACUCUGCAGGUGGACAUCUCUGACGCUCUGAGCGAGAGAGACAAGGUCAAGUUCACCGUCCACACCAAGGUGAGAGGGUGAGGGGGUGAGGGGGUGAGGGAGGGGGUGAGAGGGUGAGGGAGGGAGGGAGGGAGUGAGAGGGUGAGGGGGUGAGGGAGGGAGUGAGGGGGUGAGGGAGGGAGGGGGUGAGGGAGGGGGUGAGAGGGUGAGGGAGGGAGAGAGGGGGUGAGGGAGGGAGGGAGUGAGGGGGUGAGGGGGUGAGGGAGGGAGUGAGGGGGUGAGUGUAUAUGUGUGUGUCAUGUCUGCAUCCCUCGUGGCUCUUUACUAAGAUCAUCCGAACUCUCGUGUCUCGUUUUGUCUCGUUUCGUCUCAUGUCCUUCUGGAUCAGCUGAUCCUGAUUGGAUGUUUUCGUCUCAUUAUACGAUAUCUCUCAUAUCUUCCCUCAGAGCCACGCCCCUUUCCUCCUGCUGACCUCCUCUUAUUGGACGUGUUCUCCUCAUGAACUCGUCUUUUUUUGUUUCCUGUCCUCCUUCCUCGUCUCCUCUCAUCUCGUCCUGCCUAAACUCUCACUCUCUCCCUCGUCUCCUCUGUCCUUCUCUGGGACCUUCUCUCUUUAACCUGGAACAGUUGAAGCCCCUCCCCCCGCUGACCUGAUGAUGCACUUCCUGUCUCCACAGAGCACGCUCCCUAACUUUAAGCAGAACGAGUUCUCGGUGGUCCGACAGCAUGAAGAGUUCAUCUGGCUGCACGACUCCUUCGUGGAGAACGAAGAAUACGCCGGAUACAUCGUAAGAACACGAAAAAAACACACAAAGACACACUCUGACUUUACCUGGGCGUCUGUUCACUAAUUAGAAACUGUUGUCAUGGCGACGCAGAUCCCCCCCGCCCCCCCUCGACCAGACUUUGAUGCGUCCAGAGAGAAGCUGCAAAAACUCGGAGAAGGAGAGGGGUCCAUGACCAAGGAGGAGUUCACCAAGAUGAAGCAGGAGCUGGAGGCGUGAGUCACUCACCUGAGCCCCGCCCACAACACACCUGAGAACCGCCCACAACACACCUGAGCCCCGCCCACAACACACCCGAGCCCCGCCCACAACACACCUGAGCCCCGCCCACAACACACCUGAGCCCUGCCCACAACACACACCUGAGCCCCGCCCACAACACACCUGAGCCCCGCCCACAACACACCCGAGCCCCGCCCACAAUACACACCUGCGCCCCGCCCAUUACACACACAUGAGCCCCGCCCAUAACAUGCCUGAGAGCCCGCCUACAAAACAACUGAGCCCCUCAUAACACACCUGAGCCCCGCCCACAACACACCUGAGCCCCGCCCACAACACACCUGAGCCCCGCCCACAACACACCUGAGCCCCGCCCACAAUACACACCUGAGCCCCGCCCAUAACAUGCCUGAGAGCCCGCCCACAACACAACUGAGCCCCUCAUAACACACCUGAGCCCCGCCCACAAUACACCUGAGCCCCGCCCACAACACACCCGAGCCCCGCCCACAAUACACACCUGAGCCCCUCAGAGUACACCUUAGUCCUGCCUAUAACACACCUGAACUCGGCACAGCACACCUGUGGGAGGGCCACACCUGUGGGAGGGACACACCUGAGCCCCUCCCACAGGUGUGCCCCUCCCACAGGUGUGCCCCUCUCACCUGUGGUCUGUCUCUCCCCUCAGAGAGUACCUCGCCAUCUUUAAGAAGACCGUGGCGAUGCAUGAGGUCUUCUUGUGUCGCGUCGCCGCUCACCCCGUCCUCAGGAAAGACCUGAACUUCCACGUCUUCCUGGAGUAUAACCAGGACGUAAGUGUCCGCCCACUCACCUGUCCUGUUUACAUCAGCGUUACCUGUCCAUGCUGACUCAGGGCUUCUGUCUGUGACCUUUGACCUCUCUCCUGCACAGCUGAGCGUUCGAGGGAAGAACAAGAAGGAGAAGUUGGAGGAUUUCUUUAAGAACGUGGUCAAGUCGGCCGACGGCGUCCUGGUGGCCGGAGUCAAGGUGACGAAAACGUCUACAUCUUCUUCGUUUCUUCUUCUUCUUCUUCUGCCGUCUCUGAUCCUGUUUCCUGUUUCCUGUUUGUCGUGGUCGUGUUUUUCAGGACGUGGACGAUUUCUUCGAACACGAGAAAACGUUUCUGUUAGAGUAUCACAACCGAGUCAAAGACGCCUCCGCCAAGUCCGACCGGAUGAUCCGCUCACACAAAAGUAAGAAAACCACCAGGUGAGAAGGUCGCUGUGACACAGGUGCAUCAUGGGACCUGAAUCAAACCUGUGUCUGUGUGUGUGUGUGUGUGCGUGCGUGCGCGUUCAGACGCUGCAGACGACAUCAACAGAAUCGCCUCGUCUCUCUACACGUUAGGAACGCAGGACUCCACUGACCUCUGCAAGUAAGAACUCCUUCACCCUUUCACUUCCUCCACACUUUGAUGACAUCACUUCCUGCUGUUGAUCUACUUCCUGUGUGUGCUGUUGCAGGUUCUUCCUGAAGGUCUCGGAGCUGUUUGAGAAGACGAGGGUACGUAUGUUUGUCUCAGGACGUCUCUGAAGUCUCUGUGAGGACUCAGAAGAGCAGCUGAACUUUUCUCUUUGUGUUCCUGCAGAAGAUCGAAGCUCGAGUCGCAGCGGAUGAAGACCUGAAGCUCGCCGACCUGCUCAAAUAUUACCUGAGAGAGUCACAAGCUGCAAAGGUCUGAUUUCCCACGGUCACUGAAAGCAUCACGGCUCAUCAGAGCUCAGAUUCACUCAUUCACCUCCUGACCUCUGGAUCAGUGUCCCUCUGUCUGUCUCUGUAGAUCAUCUCCAAACUCUUCCACCAAUCAAAGAGCAGGGAGUCUAACCAAUCAGCUGUCUGAACACUGAGAUCAGCUGAUCAAAUCAAUCAGGGCUACUGUGCUGCUGAUUGGUGGAAGAAAAUCCUGCAGCGACACCGACUCUGAGUGGAAGAGUUUGGAGAUGUCUGCUGUAGAACGUACGGUCUAACACUAUUACAUACUAACACAUACAGAACACAAACAAGUACAUACUAACACAUACACAACACAAACAAGUACAUACUAACACAUACACAACACAAACAAGUAUAUACUAACACACAAAGAACACACUAGUACAUACUAACACAUACACAACACAAACAAGUACAUACUAACACAUACACAACACAAACAAGUACAUACUAACACAUACACAACACAAACAAGUAUAUACUAACACACAAAGAACACACUAGUACAUACUAACACAUACACAACACAAACAAGUACAUACUAACACACUAAGAACACACACUAGUACAUACUAACACAUACACAACACAAACAAGUACAUACUAACACACAAAGAACACACUAGUACACUAACACACUAAGAACACACACUAGUACAUACUAACACAUACACAACACAAACAAGUACAGUCUAAAACUAGUACAUACUAACACAUACACAACACAAACAAGUACAUACUAACACACUAAGAACACACUAGUACAUACUAACACACUAAGAACACACUAGUACAUACUAACACAUACACAACACAAACAAGUACAUACUAACACACAGAGAACACACACUAGUACAUACUAACACAAAGAACACACACUAGUACAUACUAACACACUAAGAACAAACACUAGUACAUACUAACACAUAAAGAACACACACUAGUACAUACUAACACACUAAAGAACACACACUAGUACAUACUAACACACUAAGAACACACACUAGUACAUACUAACACAUAAAGAACACACACUAGUACAUACUAACACACUAAGAACACACACUAGUACAUACUAACACACUAAGAACACACACUAGUACAUACUAACACACUAAGAACACACACUAGUACAUACUAACACACUAAGAACACACACUAGUACAUACUAACACACUAAGAACACACUAGUACACUAACACAUACACAACACAAACAAGUACAUACUAACACACAAAGAACACACACAAGUACAUACUAACACACAAAGAACACACACUAGUACACUAACACACUAAGAACACACAAGUACAUACUAACACAUAAAGAACUCACACUAGUACAUACUAACACACAGAGAACACACUAGUACACUAACACAUACACAACACAAACAAGUACAUACUAACACACAAAGAACACACUAGUACAUUCUAAGUAUUCAUUUAUAGGGUGUCAGUUUUUCUCGUCGUUCUGACCCACUCUCUCUCUCUCUCUCCCUCUCUCUCUCUCUCUCGCUCUCUCUCUCUCACCCGAUGAAUUUCUGUCGUUGUGCGGAUCAGAAGUUUGUGUUAGUGGGUCACUGAGAUUGCCCCCCCCAGUAAACAGAGUUCUGGUUCUGAGGAUGGUUCUGGUCCGGGUCGGUUACUGUGAUCUGACUGACACACAGACAGUGGAGAAGGUCAUUUCAUCCUGUACAGUCUAGAUGUUGUGUCGUGGCAUCUAUGUUAUAUUGUCUAUGUUUAACCCUCACCUCUCUCACAUAUUGAUCAGUUAUUUCCCAUCGAUUUCCUCUGAUCAUUCUGACCCGGUCAGAGUCGUUACCAGGAGAAGAGGUGAGGUUUGUUGUCCAUCUCUGCGUCAGGAGAACAUCUUUAGGUCGAUGGUUCAUGUUUCUUUAGAGGGUCAGAAUCAGGAUGUAAGAUCUUUGUGGAGUGGGUUUCAACAUCUCCUGGAUCUCCAAACAUCCUCUGAAUGUAGAAGGAGGACCUCCAGACGCUCAGCUGGAGACCUGCAGGUCUGAGAACCAGGGAGCUCCUGUCAGUCCAAAGGGAACUAAAGAUCUAGUCCCUCUCAGACAGACCCUUGAGGAGGUCUAGUUCUUCUCUUACAGUCCUGAUCUGAUCUGUGAUGUUCUGACCCGUUUAGGACCUGCUGUACCGGAGGAGCCGGGCUCUGGUGGACUACGAGAACGCCAACAAAGCUCUGGACAAAGCCCGGGCCAAGAACCGAGACGUCCUUCAGGCCGAGACCAGCCAACAGCUGUGCUGCCACAAGUUCGAGAAGAUCUCCGAGUCCGCCAAGCAAGGUCAGCGACCGGGUCACACCUGAAGACCUGUGUGUCUGUGUGUGUGUCUGUGUGUGUGUGUGUGUGUGUCUGUGUCUGUGUGUCACACUCACAGCUCCUCUCUUCUCUCUCAGAACUCAUCGACUUCAAAACGAGACGAGUCGCUGCGUUCAGGAAGAACCUGGUGGAACUCGCCGAGUUGGAGCUCAAACACGCCAAGGUAACGAAUCUGAGCACAACACCGUCUGCUGCUCUGAGACGACCAACCCAAUCACAUCUGACUCCGCCCCCUCUCUAAUAACCAGUAUCUGACUCCGCCCCCUUUAAAAAAAGACCAGUAUCUGACUCCGCCCCCUUUCUAAUAACCAGUAUCUGACUCCGCCCCCUUUCUAAUAACCAGUAUCUGACUCCGCCCCCUCUCUAAUAACCGUUGUCUGACUCCGCCCCCUCUUUCUGAUAACCAGUAUCUGACUCCGCCCCCUUUCUAAUAACCAGUGUCUGACUCCGCCCCUCUUCCUGCAGGGAAACCUUCAGCUGCUGCAGAGCUGUCUCGGCGUCCUGAAAGGAAACACUUAACCGUGAAGCUCCUCCUUCAUCAAAACCAGACACGCCCCUUCGCUACAGCCCCGCCCCUGAAACUGGACACACCCACUGAGGGGCGGAGCCCAGGCGGACGGACGAUCAACACUGAGAACUAUGGACCAGAGAGAGAGAGAGAGAGAGAGAGAUCAGUGGGUUAAAGAGACAGGAAGUCUUCAUCAUCAGUCAGCAGACGCCGUCCUCUUCAUCUUACUCUUCCUUCCUUCCUUCCUUCCUUUCUUUCCUCCUUUCCUGUCUCCUUCUCUCUCACUCAGCAGAACCUUUCAGGUUCUGGUUCUGACCUGUUCAAGUUCUGCUGAGUGACGCUCUCAUUAACUCCUUCAUCAUCUUUGUCAUCAGAACCUCAGAGCAGUUUGAGUUUGGACCUGCAGGAGGCGCUCCUGACCCGUUCACUGACCCGUUCACUGACCCGUUCACUGACCCGUUUACUGACCCGUUAAAAACCUGAGACAGUCAGGUGACCUCAGUCAGUCCAGUCAUGGGGGUCUGUUGGUCAGACUGAGACCAGAGAAACCCGAAGAGCUGAGUCUGAGCAGAACCUCAACAAGUGAAGCUCAUCAGAACCAGAACCAGAACCAAACACACUAAUCUACAUCAACACAGAGACCAGAACUCCUCAGAGUCUUUCAGGAGCUCCAAUCAGACCAGAACCACUGAAUCAGGGUCAGAACUCUGAAGAGAACCGACCCGCAUAGUUUCCUGAAUCCAGACUUAGUUCUGGACCUGACCCGCUUUAUGAUCCAGAUUAAGAGGUCCACUUUGGUUUAGAGGGUUCUACUGAGGCCGUCUAUCUGGACCUGUCCAGUACCAGUGACAAAGACCGGUUCAGUGUGGAGACUAGGAACUGGACAGGGAGUCCAGAACCAGUUCAAAAGUUCUGCUGUCCCCCCUGAAGUCAGGAGGAUUUCACACCUGUUUAAGGACCCGGACUCUGACCUGGACUCUGACCCGGACUCUGACCCCGACUCUGACCCGGACCCGGACUCUGACCCAGACUCUGACCCGGUCUCUGAUACUCUGAGGGUUCUAGAGUCCAGCAGGAUCAGUCCGGUCCAGUUUUCACUCUUUCAUUUCUGUUUCUUUCUCCUCUUCUGUCUGCGCUCUUAUUUUGGCGGUCUGUGUGUGUGUGUGUGUCUGUGUGUGUGUGUGUGUGUGUGUGUGGUGAACUUCCUGUUGUGUGACGGCGUUGAGAGUCCGGUUCUGGUUCCGUUCUUAGACGGUGUAAAGUCACUAAAUAAAGACGAGUUUAUCUUUGUAAUAGUUAACGAAUCAACACUAAUCGUCAUCCUCCUCCUCCUCCUCCUCCUCCUCCUCCUCCCUCUCCUCCUCCUCCUCCUCACUAACAGCAGCCCGUGCUCCUCUUUCCUCCUCCUCCUCCUCCUCCUCUCUCCUCCUCCUCCUCCUCACUAACAGUAGCCCGUGCUCCUCUCUCCUCCUCCUCCUCCUCCUGCUCCUCCUCCUCUCCUCCUCCUCUCCUCUCCUCCUCCUCCUCCUCCCUCUCCUCCUCCCUCUCCUCCUCCUCCUCCUCCUCCUCUCCUCUCUCCUCCUCCUCCUCCUCGUCUCAGCGGUUGUUGACGGUGGACUUUCGUCUGUUUGCCUUAAACGUCGAUCAGUCGCUCCGUUGUUCGAUUUCCUGUAAAGAAAUUAAAUUGUGUCCUUCUCCUCCUCUUUCUCCUCUUUCUCCUCCUUCUCCUCCUCUUUCUCCUCUUUCUCCUCCUCCUGCUCCUCCUCCUCCUCCUCCUCCUUUUUUAAAGUUCACUGUAUACGAAUGUUUUUUCACUCUUAUGUGACCAAAGCUUCCAUUUCUGAUUCAACAAAAAGAGAAAAUCAAAGUGAAGAAGAAAAUAAAGACGGUCUGUAAUCCACCUGGUCAAACUGAGACUGAAUAAAACUUUACGGACACUUUUCUUAAACUCCUCCGAC